AGCACCACAGCGCCGCUUUCAUUUCUUUGACUCGAUACGUCGAUCACAUUCACCACCACCGCAAAUUCAAUCACCAAAAGUUCCCCACAAUUCACAUUCACCUCUCAGCAUUUCUACAAUGGGUCCGUUCACAGCGCGAUCAAUGUCAGGUAUGCGACAGAGCUUAGGGCUGAUGCGCUCCUCCUCUUCCUCCCUCCCUUUCUCUCUCGCUCCUGCAAAUGUCCGGGCAUUCCACCAAACGCUGCUACGGGCAGGUGUUCAAAUCGAGCGAAUCACUCCCGGUGACGGCAAGACUUUUCCUCAAAAGGGACAAACCGUCUCCAUCCACUACACUGGCACGUUGGAGAAUGGUAGCAAGUUCGACUCUAGCCGCGACCGCGGAUCGCCUUUCCAGACUGCCAUCGGCGUAGGCCGUGUGAUCCGAGGUUGGGAUGAGGGUGUCCCUCAACUGAGCGUUGGCGAGCGCGCCAAGCUCACCAUCACUCCUGACUACGGCUACGGUGCUCAGGGCUACCCCCCUGUCAUUCCUGCUAACAGCACUCUCAUUUUCGAUGUCGAGCUGCUUGCUGUCAAGUAAAGGCUCAUGGGUACAACACGUCCUGUGUACAUGUGUGCACUUCGCAUUCACACUCCGCGGACGUCUACAAAUGAAAUCGAAAUGAAGCUUUGCUAUUUGCGCUCACGUCUAGUCUGUAGGUUCGGGCAGGGUUUGAAAGUCAGACUGUAUGCAGGCCAAGAUGAAAUUGGAUUUGGGUGAAUCUCAAUAUUGGCUUGU
This is a messenger RNA of Ceraceosorus guamensis, 775 nucleotides long. RefSeq lists its product as hypothetical. The record is from RefSeq and is a predicted model, not a curated record. The transcript has 4 exons. Gene Ontology annotation, molecular function: peptidyl-prolyl cis-trans isomerase activity. The coding region runs from base 119 to 577 and encodes 152 amino acids. Lineage: Eukaryota; Fungi; Basidiomycota; Exobasidiomycetes; Ceraceosorales; Ceraceosoraceae.